Molecule: messenger RNA, 2659 nt
Organism: Silurus meridionalis
Lineage: Eukaryota; Metazoa; Chordata; Actinopteri; Siluriformes; Siluridae
Gene: baiap2l1b
Product: BAR/IMD domain containing adaptor protein 2 like 1b
Exons: 14
Coding region: 228-1679 (483 amino acids)
Biological process (GO): plasma membrane organization; actin crosslink formation; actin filament bundle assembly
Cellular component (GO): nucleoplasm; cytosol
Molecular function (GO): protein binding
Source: RefSeq, a predicted model, not a curated record
CGAGUUUGACACCGCAGCUUUGAACCAGAGCCGAGAGCGCGCGCUGCCGCCUGCUUCAGUUCGGUUGUCGAUUCGUGGCUUUUACACCCCGCCGUGGGAAGUCGAGUAGCUAUGAGGACUAGUGUCUAACCGUCGUUGUGUUCGUCGUUUCAUUACUUUUUGGAGUAUCGACAAAGUUUUGUAUUUUCUUUUUGUCGGGGAGGUUGAACUCUCGAAGGACUUGAAACAUGUCGCGGGACCCGGACGAGGUGAACAAACUUACUGAAAGCACCUACAAGAAUGUUAUGGAUCAGUUUAACCCGGGGCUAAAGAACCUAAUCAACCUUGGAAAGAGCUACGAGAAAGCUGUCACGGCCAUGACCCUGGCUGGAAAGAUGUACUUUGAAGCUGUGGGAAAGAUUGGGGAGAAUGCUGCUGUAUCUCCAGUGUCAAGAGAAUUAGGGGUGGUGUUGACUGAGAUCUCCGAAGCCAACAGGAAGGUCCUACUUGAGUUGGAAGAGAAUUUCAGACGUUUCCAUCGAGAGAUUAUUGCUGAGCUGGACAAGAAGACCGAUAUGGACGUGAAAUACAUGACGGCCACAUUUAAGAAGUAUCAGAUGGAGCACAAGAUGAAGCAAGACUCUCUGGAGAGGUCUCAGGCGGACCUGAAAAAGCUGAGGAGGAAGAGCCAAGGAAAGAAUGCGCUGAAGUAUGAGAGCAAAGAAAACGAGUGUUUGGAGACCCUCACGCACCGCCAGAUGGACAUGCAGAAGUUUAUUGCAGAUGGCUGUAAGGAGGCUUUGCUUGAAGAGAAGAGGAGGUUCUGCUUCCUGGUGGACAAACAUUGUACUUUCUCCUACCAGUUUGCAGCGUUCCAUGAAAAGGCGAAGGACAUAUUAACGGACCAGAUACCAAACUGGCAAGACAAAUGUUCUGAUAUUACCAACGUUCCAGACAGUGUGUUGUCGAUGAUAGAAGGUCUGCGCACCCCAGUGUCCAUAACACCUCAGGCUUCUCCAGCCAUAAAGCGCCACAUUAGGAACAACUCCGAGGCAAUGAUUCCCCCUCCUGCACCCGCACUAAAGGCACAAACAAGUCCUCUAGUGAACAUGUUUAACCACGACACGCCAAAGCAAGAGACCGUGACCGAUAACAGCAACGAUGGAAAUCAAAUAGUAAGGUCCAUUUCGAUGGCUACGGGGCUGAACAAUAUGAGCCGCAGGCCACGCGUCAGGACUAUCUUCCCCCACAAAUCUGGCAACAACAACACCCUGCUGAGCUUUGAUGAGGGUGACUUCAUCACACUGCUCAUCCCUGAUGAGAGAGACGGCUGGCUUUAUGGAGAGUUAGAGAACAACAAACAAAGGGGCUGGUUUCCAUCUUCCUACUGUCGUCCAUAUGUAGAACCUGUGGUAAAUAACAGUGUUGUUGGGAAUCCUCCGGUGCGCAGUAAGAGUGUGGCCAACCUCACGCAGCAGGACUCCGAGGAUGAUAUGCUGCUGCCUCCUCCAGACUACAGUGACACUCCUGUCAGGAGGAACUCGACCAAGUCCCUGAUGACACAUGUGCCUUCAUCUGAAAACACAGUUUCUCAGCCAAAUGGAAUUUCAAAGCCACCUUUUCUAGUGGGCGGGAACCCUUUUGCCACCGUAAAGCUGAGGCCCACAGUCACUAACGACAGGUCGGCUCCUAAGAUCUGAGUAUCACGACACAGAAGCCUUCCAACCGUCAGCAGAUUGUUUUUUUUUUCACCUCCAUCACCACCAUUAUCUCUGCGGUGUGAAUGGAGACCUUUCUUCUGCAAACCAACUACAUUGUACAUGACCUUUUUAUCAUGUUGGAUUUGGACUAGUUUCCAUGGUGGCCUCAUUGCACACAGACAAACUAAACCUUUAACUAUGUACAUUUAAAAAAGCCAAUGUUCACAUUCACUUUGUAAACUCAUUUGGAUGUUUGUGCUGCCGUAUAGGCCUUUGGACGAUGCAGCAUUAGAUAAAAUAUUCUAGAGUUAAUAUGCUUAUAAUAUAUUUCAUCUUGGGUUUUUUUUUAUUUUUUAUUAUUUUACCUGAGGUGUUGAUGACUGCUUACGAUUUGCAAGAAUAACGCCUUCCCCUGUGCUCAGACGUACUGGAAACCUAGGAUGUGGAAAUAAUUGAGAAUUUUUUACAUUGUCAUGGGACAAGUGAUACAUGUAAAUGAGACUGAGACACUGAAUAUUUCAGGUUUAAUAGUGUUGCAGAUGUAAUUGUGCAGGAUUACUUCUAAGUGUAUCAGGUUAUUUAAAAAUCUUGAAAAUUAUGGUACAUCAUGGUAUGAUGAAACAUACUAUAUGUUUUAAUUCCAAAUGCUUAAUAUGGUGUUCAGAUUGCAAAAGCUAUGUCUCUUCAGACCCGUUCCUAUUCCCGUACUACUUAAUAAUCUGUUGUCUUUUUCUCAGAGAACAUGCUUGCCUCUUUAAAUUUAUUAUGAUGUCGCUGCAAAUGAUUUCUGUGUCCAUAUUCAGUUCACAUGCAUUCUCGGGCACAUGUCUUGACUCCUAUUAUUUAAACAGACCUCAUAAUUCUAUAUAAAAAUUGUACUUCAUUUUGAAACCCUAAAGAAGCCUUUUAUUUGUUUUAGCAACAGUUUUCCAAUGCCCCCUGAAUCACUGCUGUAUAAAAUAAAAUUUUUAUUUCUUUUA